Molecule: messenger RNA, 870 nt
Organism: Pseudogymnoascus destructans
Lineage: Eukaryota; Fungi; Ascomycota; Leotiomycetes; Thelebolales; Thelebolaceae
Exons: 4
Coding region: 1-870 (289 amino acids)
Biological process (GO): regulation of transcription by RNA polymerase II
Cellular component (GO): nucleus
Source: RefSeq, a predicted model, not a curated record
AUGUCGAGCCCAAGCCCAUUUACAAUGAUGAAUCAGUCACAAUUUGAGCAUCCGCUUACCUCUGACACUGAGGAUAUCAACUCGCCUUUCGAGCCAGCACUUAUCUUCUCCCAAGAUGAUGUACUGAGUGGAAUUGAAGCUCCUCUUGAUGAACUUCUUGAAAAACUACUCAAGUCUCCUAAUAACCGAUAUGUUAUAUGGAAGGAGGAUACCGCUAACGAAUGGCAUCAAUGGUGGACUGCGAAGAUUUCAAACAACAUCAAUCGAGAGAUAUUCCGACAUAUGGUUUGGACAAGGUCGAAGAGGUCCUUAUAUGGACUCAAUUCUACCAAGGAGCUGAGGUCCGAACUGGCAAUCCUAAGGUACUAUAAAGGAUGGAUCACAAACUCAUUUACACUUACUGCCGCGUGCGCAUUUGGAAAGGGAUACCAUACAGCCUUUCACACAUACAGCAUGGCGAGAGCAGUUGAUUAUAGCCAUAAUUUCAUCAAGCCUCCCUUUUCGAAUAGUGGAGAACAAGAGGUGCGAAAGGUUCUAAACAUGUUGAAACCCGACCUGGAAAUUCCACACCGGACAGUUAUACGCAAAGAAUUAACAAUGCAAUUUAACAACGUCAUGGAGAAGCUACUAUUGGAUUUACCGCCUAUGGCAAAGGUUUCAAUUGCCCUUGAUGGAUGGCAAAGUCCGUUCAAAUUAGCGUUCUUAGCAAUUACUGUGUAUUAUAUCACUGAUGAUUGGCAAUGGAGAGAGUGUCUUAUUGGUUUCGAGCCAAUGACUGGAGUCCAUUCAGGACAAAAUAUGGCAGCUGUUGUACACAAUGUACUGGAACAAUUCAAUAUUACGGGACGACUUUUUUUGCGUGACAACUGA